This is a messenger RNA of Anisakis simplex (herring worm), 153 nucleotides long. Lineage: Eukaryota; Metazoa; Nematoda; Chromadorea; Rhabditida; Anisakidae. The record is from the annotation of a GenBank genome assembly.
AAUGCAACACUGAAAAAGUGGGAUGAACGAACACGUUUGGUUGGAGUGGGUGCCGCAAAGAAUGCAAAAAGUAAUUUCAGUGGUUUCGAAUCAGUUGUUUUGAAGCAAAUCACGCAGGUAGUUUGUGUGGAAAUGAAUGAAGUGUCGAACUAA